CACAGAGCAACGAGGAGUGUGUUGAGAGGAAGCACGGUGGUGGGUGUUGUGACUCUUGUGACGCUGGCAGGCCUACACACCGUCACGACUGCCUACGUCGUCGACCCCACGGACAACCCCCAGCGGAUGUGGGACCCGGAGAAGGGCUCAAUCUUAGGCCAGGGAGUGCCGGACUUUGGUCUGGAGAACGUGACGGUGACCAACCAGACGGCGCAACUCGGCUCUACCGCCUUCCUCCACUGCCAAGUUCGUAACAUGGCAGACAAGCAGGUGUCGUGGAUCAGGCGCCGCGACUACCACAUCCUCACCUCCGGCCUCCACGCCUACAGCAGGGAUGAACGCUUCGGUGUGGUCCGUCCCCAGGAUGAUGAUGACUGGGCCCUGCAAAUUAAGUUUGUCCAGAAGCGUGAUGAGGGCGCCUACGAGUGUCAGGUAUCCACCAAGACGGGCCGGUACGGUUACCUGGUCAACCUGAAGGUGGUGGUGCCCAAGGCGGUCAUCUCAGGGUCACCAGAGCGACAUGUUCAGUCAGGUUCCACCAUCUCCCUCCUCUGCAUCAUUGAAGAGAGCCUGUCGCCACCACAGUUCAUCUUCUGGUACCACAACAACAAGAUGAUCAACUACGACCAAUCCCGAGGCGGCAUAACAGUCACCAUGGAUCACCAGGACCUUACCACCUCCAGGCUAACCAUCAGUAACGCCAGUCUCAAGGAUUCUGGCAACUAUAAGUGCAGCGCUAGCAACAUCACGCCGUCCUCAGUCAAUGUGUUUGUCUCUGAAGGUGACAAGACAGCAGCCAUCCAGCGGUUGGGUUCAGGCAGCCAGGGCCUGGCAAAUGCCACUGGUGCCACCCUUGUCUCCCUCCUGCUGUCCCUGCAGCUGCUACUGCUGUGCUUCACAAACCUAGUCGUGUCCACUGGGACCUGAUCCUCGUGAGCCGCGUCGUCCCUGCCACAGGAGCAGCCAACUUCUGCUACACUCGCUCUAGGCACCAAUGUUAACUCUGCAAUCAUCCCCUGAAAACCUUUUUUAUUAUUAUUUUUUUCCUGUGAAAUAAAUCCCAAGAUUUUUUCCCUUUAGUCAAGAAUUCAUAUCCAAAUAUUGUUUUUCUUAAGUCACAUUAUAAACAGUUUUAUAUGACCAGUUAACUGAGCAUAACCCAAAGAAGUUUAUACAAUUUAUCGAUAUUCAAAUUAUUAAUGUAUCAUAUUCUUAGAUUCAACAAUUGAACAUAUGGUAAGACAAAUAAUCUUACAGAUAAAUUAUCAUAUCUGAAAUUUAUUUUAAUGAAAAACAAUAAUAUCGCAGUUUAGUUAAUACUUAGAGACCACAGCAAGACAUUAAAACUGGUGUGCAGGAAAACGUUUAAACUAGUGUUAAUAUUUUAUUACAUGGUGAAGGAGUGCCCCCGCCUCAGCCCUCGACCCUCCCCAUGAUGGCUGCGUUCACUGUUCCCACACACUGUAGGAUUUUUUUGUUAUUAAUGUAAGUAGUUGUGUUUGGGGGUGAGGCGGGAAUCCUCUACCUAAUUCUACCGUCAUUCCAGUUCAUAAUGGAAAUACUUUGUUCUGUCUGUUCGUGGCUGUGUUGGUAAAAUCAGACGGGCCAGACAAGGGUGCCCAGGCCUGGUGUUUUGGCCAAGUGGAUAAUUCGUUAGCUGAUCCGUGAGGUCUCUGUUGCCUACACUGACGUUAUCAAAGUUUAUUCGCUCUGGGACCCAACUUCAGUACACAAUUGAACUCUUCUUUAACAGAGUGUGGGAAACUAAAUAUGUAAACAGAAAAAAAAUCUAUCUGAAUUAUAUCAAUGAAUAUGGUGGAGUUGAAGACUGAAGAACUACAGACAGUUUUAAUUUACACUAUAUAGAAAAAAAAAACAGUGCUUGAGAUUCUGUGGACUAACAGCACUUACAACGCGACGAUAAACUUAUUGAAGAACUUGUCGUCAGCAACAGAGGCGUUACUGUCAAUGAUAUAAGAAAUUUAUGGCUUAGUAAACUGGCCGGUGGUAAACAUCGGUUUCUUGUAAAUAAUUUAUAAUGAUAAAUGGUUUAAUAUUUUACUCCCAUGUACUUUCAAUCAUUGGUGUGGGGACGAGAGAGAAAAACAACCCAUAUCUUUUAUUUAGCUUGUGAGGAAACAAAUUUAUGAGUUUCUUUUUUCUUACGGUGAUCGACGAGUGGAGAAUCAAAUUGUCCAGGAAGGUGAAGAUGUGUCCAGACUUCAGCCUCUGUGACAAGGAAGUGAGAAGAGCAGCUUCGUGAGCUUCUGUUCCUGACUAGUAAGGAACAUGAGGGCAGUUUCUUGAGUUGCUGCACCUGUGUUGUUCCUGGCCAGUAAGAGACAGGGGAGCAGCUGCUUGUUGCCCCUGUGAUGCUCCUGACCAAAGCAGGUUCAUGAGUUGUUGCUUCUGGCCAGUAUGAGACAGUAACAUCGUCAUGAGUUGUUGUCCUCCAAGAUGCUCGCUGGUGGGGCUCUGGCCUGGCCGCCACUUGCCCAUCCUACUUUCCUCUCAGUACUCUUAUCAAAUGUUCUCUUCACAGUGUUAUUUAUGAAACAUUUUUUUUUUCGUAACAUGGUGUUUGUCAACUCCUAAUGAAGAUGAUAUAUUACCAGGUUCAACCGUAAUUUGUGGUAUGUGAUAUUCAGCAGAGGGAGAGCCCAUUUGUACCUUGUGAUGACUGGGACAGGGCUGGCAGGUACAAAGACCCUCAAGAAGAUUAAAAUGGAACUAAGACGGUGUAUGAUGUUGUCACUUAACAUUAAGACAACACCGUGCGUGCUCUAACCCAAGAUCAGUAAUACAUUAUACACUAAAUACACGUUGUGACAUGAUUAAAACAUCUGUUGACGGUAACAUCUGGUGGUGAUGAUGUUGACACACAUGGUAGAGAUGACACCUGCCAAGGGUGAUACCUAGGGAUGGUGAGUGCUUAUGACAAUGAUUCACAUCAACAGUGAUAAUUGGUUGACAUUAAUAUAUAUGUAUGGUAACACAACUGGUGAUAGUGACACCUGACACCAACACCGCUGGUAAAGUGAUGUUGGUGAUACAACUGGUAAUUAGUGACAUGUUGACAGUGCCACACCUGAUAUAUGACUGACUCUGGUGAUGGUGAUACAACUGACGAGAUGGACAAACGAUUUAACAGUGACAACAGUUGGAGAUAUUGACACCAGAUCCCUGUAACACCUCUUUGUGGUAACACACCUGAUAACUGUGACACACCUGUUGACUGUAACAUACCUGCUAACUGACACAUCUGCUAAAUUGAUACAUCUGCUAACUUUAAUAUACAUGCUAUGACACACCUGCUAACUGUAGCAUACCUACUAAAUGUGACACACCUGCUGUGACACACCUACUAACAGUAACACACCUACUAACUGUAACACACCUACUAACUGUAACACACCUACUAACUGUAACACACCUACUAACUGUAACACAACUGGUGACGGCGGUGUUUCAGGUGGUUAUGGUGAUUCACUCUCAGAAAAUAAAACAUUGCUACGACGACUAAAGCAAAUGACUAAUUAUAUAUAAUGGCUGACCAAAAUUACGGUGAUUGGGAUAAAGGUCAAGUUUUCUCCUGCUGUGUAAUUACGUCUUGUAAGUGUUGUGCCUGGCUGGGGCGACCUACUGCCUGGCCGGCUGGCUGGCUGGCUGGCUGGGGCGACCUACUGAAUGGCUGGCUGGUUGGCUGGGGCGACCUACUGGAUGGCUGGCUGGUUGGUUGGGGGCAACCUAUUGCCUGGCUGGCUGACCGGUGGCGACUCGAGGCCUGGCUGGCUGUGGGCGACUCACUGCCUGGCUGGCUGUGAGCGACUCACUGCCUGGCUGGCUGUGGGCGACUCACUGCCUGGCUGGCUGUGGGCGACUCACCGCCUGGCUGGCUGUGGGCGACUCACUGUCUGUUGAUUGGCCUAUUACCGACUUGUUCAUUUUAAAUCGAGAAAACCCCACAAUAUAUAUAUAUAUAUAUAUAUAUAUAUAUAUAUAUAUAUAUAUAUAUAUAUAUAUAUAUAUAUAUAUAUAUAUAUAUAUACUGUGGAUGUGUGUGUGUAAUAUAACCCCUGUAAUGUAACCCUGACCAUCUUCAUAGUGAGAUAGACAGACGACAGGACAACAUCAGUGCACAAGAGGGCCGCUCAGCACUGCUCACUUCAUUCUCUAGUCUUAUCCUCUGAAGCUUUGUAAUUGGUUGUAAGUUAUUCAUCAAGUUGUCUUUGGUGUUUCCAAGCUAUAUGUAAAUACUGAAUUGAUAUUCCCAUGAGAUUUUGUAUACAAAUAUGUAUUAAAUUGUAUAUUUUAUGAUA
Messenger RNA from Homarus americanus (American lobster), 4319 nucleotides. RefSeq names its product zwei Ig domain protein zig-8-like. The coding region runs from base 127 to 927 and encodes 266 amino acids. The transcript is spliced from 6 exons. Gene Ontology annotation, biological process: synapse organization. Gene Ontology annotation, cellular component: neuron projection membrane. The record is from RefSeq and is a predicted model, not a curated record. Lineage: Eukaryota; Metazoa; Arthropoda; Malacostraca; Decapoda; Nephropidae.